AUGUCGUCUUAUCAGCCACGGAUUGCUAUUAUUGGCGCUGGCCCUGCCGGACUGACUCUUGGUGUCCUACUGCACAAGCAUGGCAUCCCAUUCACCAUAUUUGAGCUUCGUCAAGAGCCCACCGAAGAAGAACUCCUAAAGCCUGCUGGAUCACUUGAUCUUCACGAGGAAUCCGGCAUUGCUGCUAUAAAAGAAUGCGGCCUGCUUGAAGAAUUCGCCUCAUUUACGGGAGACUGUACCGAGGCAGAUCGGGUUUGCAACAUGUAUGGGGAUCUACUAUACGCGGAUGAAGGAGAACUGGCAAAGCGCCCUGAGAUCGCUCGACCGAAAAUUAUCAAACUCUUACUGUCAAAUCUACCAGCUUCAUCAAUAAAGUGGGGCCACAAACUGAUGAGCGUCAAGGCCUCUGGUUUAUCUGACCCGGCAGAGACUGAACUUGAUUUCGGCGAACAUGGUAAAGAUACCUUUGACCUUGUCAUUGGUGCCGACGGAGCUUGGUCUAGGGUGAGGGCGUUGUUGACGGAAGAGAAGCCGCACUACGCCGGGAUGUAUAUCAUUACCCUGGAUAUCAGGCAAAUCGCCUCAAGGCACCCACGCUUGGCCGAGUGGAUCGGCACUGGCUCUUUGCAAUGUCUUGGAAACCGACAUGGAAUCUGUACUCAACGUUCGAUGCAAGGAUCGGCAAGAAUAUAUAUCUUCAUCUCGGUAGAGGACGAGCAUUUUGCGGCUACAAGCGGUUUGAACAAAAAGACAGCUGCGCAAGCCAAGGAACAGCUGCUUUGCGACAACUCACUAUUCAGUUUGUGGGGUUCCAUGAUUAAAGAGCUGGUGGCUGCCGCGUGCGACGAUGAGUCGAUUUAUAAGCCUGGCCAAACUAUUGAUAUCAAGCCGCUUUACACGCUUCCUGUCGGAUAUACGUGGGAGCAUCAUUUAGGCGCAACACUCGUCGGAGAUGCAGCCCAUCUAAUGAACCCACCGGCGGGGCAAGGAGUCAAUCUUGCCAUGAAGGACUCAUUGAUGUUAGCACAAGCCAUAAUCAAAGCACACGCUAUCGUUGACCAGGAUCCUGCCUUGUUCCGUGGCACACUAGAUACACUGAUAACAGACUUUGAGCGGAACAUGUCAGUAGCGGCGAAGGAAAUUGCUGACAUGACCAUGAAGAUAAAUGACAUCCAAUUCGGUUCUGAUGACGCCGCUACAGUCAUGGCGAACUUUUUUAGAAGCUGUGGGGAGUCUUGA
Messenger RNA from Talaromyces rugulosus, 1239 nucleotides. RefSeq lists its product as uncharacterized. The record is from RefSeq and is a predicted model, not a curated record. Gene Ontology annotation, molecular function: FAD binding. The transcript has a single exon. Bases 1 to 1239 code for a protein of 412 amino acids. NCBI's taxonomy places the organism in Eukaryota, Fungi, Ascomycota, Eurotiomycetes, Eurotiales, Trichocomaceae.